AUGGCCAAAAUCCAGAUCACGACAGCACCACUUGCUGACAAAGAUGUGGAGCAACAGGAGCUCUCAUUCACUGCUGAUAGGAAUGUACAAUUCAGCCACUUUGAAGGCAAAUUGGUGGUUUCUUACAAAACGAAACAUAUUCCAACAAUUAUUCCCCUUAGUGCUUGUUUGAAGAAGCUGAAGUUAUGUCCCAACAAAAACCUGCACACAAAUGUUUAUAGCAGCUUCUAUUUUGGUCAAAGUUUGGAAGCAACCAAGAUGCCCUUUGACUCAUGGGUAGACUGCGAGCUCUGCGAGCUCAGCCAGGAGAAGAUGGGCUCCGUGUUUGAGGACAGCAACAUGUACAUGCUGCACAUGAUGUACCAGGCCAUGGGUGUCUGCCUGUACAUGCAGGAUUGGGAAGGAGCCCUGCGAUACGGACAGAAAAUCAUUAAGCCCUACAGCAAGCACUACCCUCUGUACUCGCUCAACGUGGCCUCCAUGUGGCUGAAGCUGGGGAGGCUGUACAUGGGCCUGGAAGACAAAGCUGCUGGGGAGAAAGCCCUGAGGAAAGCCAUCGCCAUCAUGGAAGUGGCCCACGGCAAAGAUCAUCCGUACAUUUCCGAGAUCAAACAGGAAAUUGAAAGCCACUGAAAACACGCCAACUUGGUCAUUUUUAUUUAAAUGCUAAUGCAGAAGCCAUCCAGGAUUUGAAUAUUUCCAGUCCUAUACACGACUCCCGCAUUUCCGUAAAAUCGCCGGAAUGAAAACGCUACUCU
Lontra canadensis (Northern American river otter) is the source of this 758-nucleotide messenger RNA. RefSeq names its product N-lysine methyltransferase SMYD2-like. Gene Ontology annotation, molecular function: protein binding. The transcript is spliced from 2 exons. The record is from RefSeq and is a predicted model, not a curated record. Lineage: Eukaryota; Metazoa; Chordata; Mammalia; Carnivora; Mustelidae. The coding region runs from base 1 to 633 and encodes 210 amino acids.